Callithrix jacchus (white-tufted-ear marmoset) is the source of this 2575-nucleotide messenger RNA. The record is from RefSeq and is a predicted model, not a curated record. Lineage: Eukaryota; Metazoa; Chordata; Mammalia; Primates; Cebidae.
UGCAGGGGCGGGCGCAGAGGAGGCUAGGGGACACUUUGUUUUCCGAGAAAGUAGUUGGGAGUGCAGGCAACUGCCGCUGAAAAUCGAGAAGUUGCCGGAUUAACCUGUUCGCCCAAAGCAGCUUCAGCCCGUGUUUUAUUCCCAUGGAGGGAGGGAACGGGUGCCACUGAGUGGGCCGGGGAGUGGGCGCUGAACGGAGGCGGAGCGCUAAGCCCCUCCCGUUGACUCUCGCUGUUGUUUGUACGUUGUUGGUUUAUCUUUAUUUGACGACACUCAAGAGUCGAGUCGCCUCCGCAUAGCCGCUGAAGGCUCUGCCUGGCUCUUCAGGACAGGCGGCGAGAUCUGGACAGGCGGCACUGAGCCACACGUGAAGAUCUCUGGAGACCAUGACUAAGAAAAGAAUUGCUGUGAUUGGAGGGGGAGUGAGCGGGCUCUCUUCCAUCAAGUGCUGCCUAGAAGAAGGCUUGGAACCUGUCUGCUUUGAGAGGACUGAUGACAUCGGAGGGCUCUGGAGGUUCCAGGAAAAUCCCGAAGAAGGAAGGGCCAGUAUUUACAAAUCAGUGAUCAUCAAUACUUCUAAAGAGAUGAUGUGCUUCAGCGACUAUCCGAUCCCAGAUCAUUAUCCUAACUUCAUGCAUAAUACCCAGGUCCUGGAGUAUUUCAGGAUGUAUGCCAAAGAAUUUGGCCUUCUAAAGUAUAUUCGAUUUAAGACCACCGUGUGCACUGUGAAAAAGCGGCCUGAUUUCGCAACUUCAGGCCAGUGGGAAGUGGUCACUGAGUCUGAAGGGAAAAAGGAGACAGACGUCUUUGAUGCAGUCAUGGUUUGCACUGGCCAUCACACCAAUGCUCAUCUACCUCUGGACAGCUUCCCUGGAAUUGAGAAGUUCAAAGGGCAGUACUUCCACAGUCGAGACUAUAAGAACCCAGAGGGAUUCACUGGAAAGAGAGUCAUUAUAAUUGGCAUCGGGAAUUCUGGAGGGGAUUUGGCUGUGGAGAUUAGCCACACAGCCAAACAGGUUUUCCUCAGCACCAGGAGAGGGGCUUGGAUCUUGAAUCGUGUAGGAGACUAUGGAUAUCCUGCUGAUGUGUUGUUGUCUUCUCGACUUAAAUAUUUUAUGUCGAAGAUCUGUGGCCAGUCAAUAACAAACACAUAUUUGGAAAGAAAGAUGAAUCAAAGGUUUGACCAUGAAAUGUUUGGCCUGAAGCCUAAACACAGAGCUCUGAGUCAGCAUCCAACCAUAAAUGAUGACCUGCCAAAUCGUAUCAUUUCCGGCAUGGUGAAAGUUAAAGGAAAUGUGAAGGAAUUCACUGAGACAGCUGCCAUAUUUGAGGAUGGCUCCAGGGAGGAUGACAUUGAUGCUGUCAUCUUUGCAACAGGCUAUACCUUUGCCUUUCCUUUUCUGGAUGAUUCUGUCAAAGUGGAAAAAAACAAGAUAUCCUUGUAUAAAAAGGUCUUCCCUCCCAACCUGGAGAGGCCAACUCUUGCAAUCAUAGGCUUGAUUCAGCCCAUAGGAGCCAUUAUGCCCAUUGCAGAGCUCCAAGGACGCUGGGCCACUCAGGUAUUUAAAGGGCUAAAAACAUUGCCCUCACAGAGUGAAAUGAUGGCAGAAAUAUCUAAAGCUCAAGAGGAAAUGGAUAAAAGGUAUGUGGAGAGCCAACGCCAUACCAUUCAGGGAGACUACAUAGAUACGAUGGAAGAGCUUGCUGAUUUGGUGGGAGUCAGGCCCAAUCUGCUGGCUCUGGCCUUCACUGACCCCAAGCUGGCAUUACACUUAUUACUGGGACCCUGCACUCCAAUCCACUAUCGUCUACAGGGCCCUGGAAAGUGGGAUGAGGCUCGAAAAGCCAUCCUCACCACAGAGGAUCGUAUCAGGAAGCCUCUGAUGGGAAGAGUAGUUGAAAAGAGUAGUUCUAUGACUUCAAAAAUGACAUUAGGCAAGUUUAUGCUGGCUGUUGCCUUCUUUGCUAUAAUUAUAGCUUAUUUCUAGUUGUCCUAUUGUCAUUGCCCCAUUUUCACUGGGAAGCUUGAUCUAGAGAUGCCUUCAGAAUCUGACAAGAUUGACACUCAGCUUCAUAUUGCCCAGAAAUCUACUUUUCUGUCUCUUUCAAAAGCAUUAAUUCACUUUCCUUCUUCCUACAAUGAAAGCUGUUUGUAUUAAUUCAUCUCCCGUCCACUCAUGAUCCAUCAGUCUUUCUUCUGGUAAUCCCUAGACUGUGAGCUCGGGUGCUCUUAGUCAUCUUCAUGUGUCCUUAGCACAGUUCUCGACAUGUGAUAGGUGCUUAAUAAAUGUUUGCUGUUUAUCAGAUUUUAUGGUAGGGAGAGUAAAUCGGCAUCCGUAUAAAAUUGCUUACUCCAUGUAACUCUUCUGAUAGGAUUUGAUUUUCUUUUAGAAGCUCACUUUUUUUUCAUAUUGUAACUCAAUGUUUCCUGAGAAAUAAGAAAAAUAAUGGUCUUAUAAUAGUUGUAUGCAUCUAAGAUAAGAAAUAUAGAUAUUAAGAUAUUUUGUUUCACUUGCUCUUCACUAGUGUACUUGAUACAUGGUCUUUAUUUUCUGAAUAAAGAAAUUACUUUCAA